AGCAGCAAAGGGGGUACCAACUCCAUAUCAAUGCCCAUGAUUUUGAAAUGAGAUGUUCGAUGAGCAGAUGUCAACAUACUUUUGGUCAUGAAGCAACUGUUCUCUAACCCUCUUGGUCGCGCAUUCCAAUAACCACUACAUUUCAGUUUUCUCCUCCCCACUCAGCCCACUCACAGAAAGUCUUAGCAAAAUUCACGCUUGAUAAUUUUCUCUUUGUUAAGAAGCUAUUUUUGUUUCUUUUUGACAAUUUAAAUUUAAAACUACAGUAAGAUCCUUAAUUUUUACCCAGAAAUGAUUUGAUAUUCAGAUAAAAUCGGUUGCAUUGGACCUUUAAUCAGGUGGCUGACUGCUGGGCAAGUAGAGUUCUAAUGAAACAUACACCAUAAUUCAAAACAGUGUUUCAUAAUACUCUCCAUGGAAUCUGACAUGAAGUUUAGCCAGUCCGAUGAAGCAACUGAAUUUCAAAGUCAUCUUUCUGAUGUAUUUUUCUUCCUUGUCUGAGUUUUUACAGAUAUAGGGAUCUGUUCAGUGAGACCUGGAAUGCUUUCUCUGACUAUGACAUCAUCCAUCUGAAAACUUUUGACACUAAAAGGGUGUGCUUCAAAGACGUGGUGUUUACCCUGCUCCCCAGGAUGAGAUAUGGGCUGUUCUAUAACACACCUAUGAUAUCUGACUGCCACAGUGAAUUGAUGUUCAGGGCCUUCUCCCAGUAUGUUCUAUAUCGACUCAACAUUCCACAGGAUGGACCCAAGGAGGGGAGGAUUCGUGUCAUGUUGUUAGCACGCAGCACAGACUAUCGCAAGACAUUAAACCAGCAGGAGCUCACAAACGCCCUGAAGACCGGGCCUUUACUCGAGGUCAAAGUGGUGGAUUACAAAUACAAGGACGUCCCGUUCCUGCAACAACUCAGGAUUACCCACAACUCUGACAUCUUCAUCGGGAUUCAUGGGGCGGGACUUACUCACCUGCUCUUCCUCCCUGAUUGGGCUGUCAUCUUUGAGCUAUAUAACUGUCAGGAUGAGAGCUGCUAUCGAGAUCUGGCUCGGCUGCGGGGGAUCCGAUAUGCGACUUGGCAAAAAAGGGACAAAGUGCUCCCAGAGGACAAGGGUCACCAUCCCACCCUGGGGGAGCAUCCUAAAUUCACCAACUACUCCUUUGAUGUGGAGGAGUUUGUGCAUCUGGUGCUGAAAGCAGCAGACUUCGUCCUGAACCACCCCGAAUGGAAGCCCCGGCUCAGCCGUGAUGAACUGUAGGCCCCCAGCAGCAGACUUCGUCCUGAACCACCCCGAGUGGAAACCCCGGCUCAGCCGUGAUGAACUGUAGGCCCCCAGCAGCAGACUUCGUCCUGAACCACCCCGAGUGGAAACCCCGGCUCAGCCGUGAUGAACUGUAGGCCCCCAGCAGCAGAAGGAACACAGGACAGUUAGGUGAAGCCAACACAGCCCAGGGUACAUCUCAAUAGAGAUAAUGAAGACCAAUCAAAUGGCCUUGGCAAACCUUAUGAGUGCCUGCUACCAUUUUCCUUGCUAGAGAAAAGUAUAUACUCCUUACAACAAUUGCCAAAUUUGUAUUACAUGCUUCCACUGGUGUGUUUGCCAGAAAGAACAUUUGUUUCAUUUCUAAACAAUGUGCUUAUUUUCUGCAUUUUCUGAUAAAGUUGUGUGUGACAGACAGGGAUGUACCUUUCAGCAUGUUGUGUAUGUACCAGUUUGAACAACACUUCAGACUGGUCUUUGCAGGUGUUUUGUAGUCCCUAUCGCACACAAACUAUCGAAUGAAUCUAAAGCUCAAUGUUUUAUUUAUGAGAAAGGGAGUCGGACCUUUUGGUCGAUGUUUUGCAAAGACUUGUGAAGUAAUUUUAUAUUUCAAGGCCAAUUGAAACAUUUUGAAAUAAAUAUUUUCAAAAGAACUUAUCUCCUUUUUUUUGUGUGCAAUUUAACCCUAAAAGUGGCAACAUAUUUUUUUUGAUGACCAAAUUGGUAAUGAUUGCAAAGUAACACCUGUCAAGCAGUAAAAUAAUCAAAUAAAAACCUUUUGUAACACAAGUAAAUACAUUUUUUUACACAUUUAUAGUCAAGUUUAUGUAAAAAAAAUAUAUGUUUUUGUGUGUCAUGUUUUUAACUGUUAUUUGAAUAAAUUUCACCCAUAGCAACU
This is a messenger RNA of Oncorhynchus kisutch (coho salmon), 2154 nucleotides long. RefSeq names its product EGF domain-specific O-linked N-acetylglucosamine transferase-like. Gene Ontology annotation, molecular function: protein O-acetylglucosaminyltransferase activity. The transcript has 8 exons. Gene Ontology annotation, cellular component: endoplasmic reticulum lumen. Lineage: Eukaryota; Metazoa; Chordata; Actinopteri; Salmoniformes; Salmonidae. Bases 633 to 1253 code for a protein of 206 amino acids. The record is from RefSeq and is a predicted model, not a curated record.